AUGUAUCGGAGACCACACAGCGUUGCCAGACUUGUACAUAGCGUGAGAAGGAUGUCUACCCCGAAGAUAAUAUUGACCGAGACCGAAUCGAAGAUUCGUGACUUAUUGGUAGAUUACACCAACCAUUACAACUCCAGUUUACUUGAAAAUGAACAACAGAAAGGCCUAGAACUGAGGAUUACCGGUGGCUGGGUCAGAGACAAGUUGCUUGGUCUGGAAAGUAAUGAUAUCGAUAUCGCCAUAGACCACACCACCGGGGUUGAAUUUGCAGAGGGUUUGCAGGAGUAUGUCCAGCAUGAUGAUGAUGUUUCACAAAAGGACAAGAUGGUCGGAAUCCACAAAAUCGACAAGAACCCCGAGAAAUCAAAGCAUCUGGAGACCUGCAAGACAAAAAUUUUGGGACAGGAGAUUGAUUUGGUGAAUCUUAGAAACGAGACCUACACCGAGGAAAGCAGAGUUCCAACGGUGGAAUAUGGUACUCCAGAAGAGGACGCUUUUAGAAGAGAUGCCACAAUAAAUGCUCUCUUCUAUAAUCUACAUACUGGGCUGGUUGAAGACUUCACUCGCCGAGGAUUGGAAGACCUGGCCAAGGGUUUGAUUAGAACUCCACUGCCUCCAAGACAGACCUUCUUGGACGAUCCAUUGAGAUGCUUGAGACUGAUCAGAUUUGCAGGAAGAUUCAACUUUGACAUUGUGGAAGAGUGUAAGGCUGCAAUGUCCACUUCGGAGAUUCACGAUGUUCUGGUCUCAAAGGUUAGCAAGGAAAGAGUAGGCAUCGAGGUUGGUAAAAUGUUGAGAGGUCCUAAUGUCGAGAAGUGUUUAAGGCUAAUGUAUGACACAAAAAUUUACAAGGCUAUAUUCAACUUCGGUGAGGCGCAAGAGGGAGUUUUGACUGUCAAUCCUGAAAGAAUCAGAGAAAUUGAUGAACAUUUGCUCUCCCAACAAGAGGACACACUGAAGUUGAUCACGGAGUUGUUACCCCAAUUGGAAACUUUGUUGACGGAUAAUGCGAACCUUCAGGAAAGCUAUAGAAGUAUCAAGGCGCAGCCUGAAUCGCAAUACCUCUAUUACAUAUCUCUGAUUUUGAGCCAUUGGUCAGGCGUGGCACCAUUCAAGACUAAACUCAGCAAGUCUACACCAUUGUCACCAGUGGAGUUGGUCCUCAAAUACUCUCUACGGAUGCCCACCAAAGACGUUACCCAUUCCAGAAAAAUUGUUGAAAACUAUCCCAAAUUCAUUUCCUUUGUUCACCAAGUCGCGCAGUCUCCAGAUGGGCUUGCGAGGUCGCAAUUGGGAUUGGCCAUAAUGCCCUUUGGCCAGGACUGGCCUUCGUUCAUCAUCACAUGUUUUAUACUUGACAGUUUCCAGGCGAGCCACACGGAAAGCCCUCAAUAUCACACCAUUCUGGAGGCCUAUUCACACAUAUACAGGGAGAUUGUCGAACAGAACUUGACGGAAACGUACAAGCUCAGGCCAUUGAUGGAUGGAAAGACCUUGGGGUUGAAGCUGGGGAAGAAGCCAGGACCUUGGAUGAAGGAGGCACUAGAUCAUAUGAUUGUCUGGCAAUUGGACAAUCCUAGUGGCGGAAUUGAUGACUAUUUUGCAUCCAAACAGUGA
Kuraishia capsulata CBS 1993 is the source of this 1617-nucleotide messenger RNA. RefSeq lists its product as uncharacterized. Gene Ontology annotation, biological process: tRNA 3'-terminal CCA addition. The record is from RefSeq and is a predicted model, not a curated record. NCBI's taxonomy places the organism in Eukaryota, Fungi, Ascomycota, Pichiomycetes, Pichiales, Pichiaceae. Bases 1 to 1617 code for a protein of 538 amino acids. The transcript has a single exon. Gene Ontology annotation, molecular function: RNA binding; ATP:3'-cytidine-cytidine-tRNA adenylyltransferase activity.